CAAUAUCAUAAAAUUUCACCUUGUUCCCGGGUACUCAUAGAGUCAAAUAUCCUCUCCACCCUCCGACGGCGCAACCGUCAUCAACCGCCGUGAUGGACGGCCAUGCAACUCCGUCGAAGAACCCUAACGGCGCUUCAAAGUUCCUCCUUGAUCUCCCCUCCAAAGGCCUCUUCUCUUCCCCCGUCAUUUCUUCCAAUUUGGGUGGAAUGCGGGUCUAUGUUACUGAUCACGACACAUCACCUCCAGAAAGUCAACAUAUAAAGACUGAUCAAGUGAACAUACUGAUUAGAUCCCUUCUGCUUAAGCAACAGCAGAAGGGUGGACCAAAUUCAAAGGGGACAAAGAGUGUAGGAACAAACGAGAACUCAAGAAAGAGGGCCCCGGAAAGAGCGACGGAUGGUAGGGCUUCUGCUAAGAGGGCGGCAUCAUCUACCCAAAACGAGGGUUCAAAAUCAAAAUUACCUGAAAAUCUCCAAAGUUUGACCGUUGAGAGACUUCGUGCACUUUUGAAGGAUAGAGGUCUUUCUGUAAGAGGGAAGAAGGAUGAACUGAUUGGACGGUUGAGAUCUACUACUGUUUCAGCAAGCUCAUCUGGAGCCAACCCCUUGUAAGGUCCUGCCAUUAAUGUAUGUUGUAAGAGCACCCUUAGACUAUUAAUGGUCCCAAAUUGCUAUAUAGGCUUUUGGCUGCAUCAGUGAAAUGGGUUGUCACUGAACUGUUAUUUAAUUAGAAUAUUUGUGCAUGUGGAUUCUGAAUUUGUAUCCUACUGCUGCUACCUACCUGCACAUGGGUCUGUACUGUUCUUUUUGUAAUGCAUCUGGGUAAUACAGUUAUUUGAUUCUUGUUUAUUGAAUAUUACAUUUCGCCUUGUUAA
Helianthus annuus (common sunflower) is the source of this 874-nucleotide messenger RNA. RefSeq lists its product as uncharacterized. The coding region runs from base 93 to 611 and encodes 172 amino acids. The transcript is spliced from 6 exons. Lineage: Eukaryota; Viridiplantae; Streptophyta; Magnoliopsida; Asterales; Asteraceae. Gene Ontology annotation, biological process: positive regulation of proteasomal ubiquitin-dependent protein catabolic process. Gene Ontology annotation, cellular component: Cul4-RING E3 ubiquitin ligase complex. The record is from RefSeq and is a predicted model, not a curated record.